This is a messenger RNA of Oryza sativa Japonica Group (Japanese rice), 3376 nucleotides long. Its product is annotated as disease resistance protein Pik-2. Gene Ontology annotation, molecular function: ADP binding. The record is from RefSeq and is a predicted model, not a curated record. NCBI's taxonomy places the organism in Eukaryota, Viridiplantae, Streptophyta, Magnoliopsida, Poales, Poaceae.
CGCAGAGCUUAGCUUGUUAGGCUUGACGCGUUCUCUGUAGAAAUGGAGAGCGCGGUGGCGAGCUACGCGGAGGGCGUGGGGAAAGCCAUUGUGGGGAAGAUUGGGCAGCUGGUGAGUGACGAGUUCCGGCUACUCAGCGGCGUCCGCGGUGAGAUCGUGUACCUCAGGGACGAUGUGGCCAUCAUGAAUGCCCUCCUCCGCAUGCUCUCCGAGGCGGACGAGGGUACCGUCGUCCACUUCGUCCGGGAGUGGAUGAAGCAGGUGCGCGAGCUCGCCUACGACGCCGAGGACUGCAUCGACCUCUUCUUGCUCCGCAUCAGCUUCGCCCCGCCGCGCGCCGGUGCGCUCGGCCUCGCCUGGCGGCGGCUCGUCACGAUUGGCCCGCGGCAACGCCUCGCCGUCGACAUCCAGAACCUUCACGCCCGUGCCCUCGCCAUCAGCGAGCGGCGCGUGCGUUACGAAGUCGACGGCCAGGCACUGCGCCCCUCCGUGUGGUUCGUCCCUGCCGCCACCGCGGCGACGAUGUCCUCCGCCGCGCACACGCUCCGCCUCCACCCCGCGAACGAAUACCCUAGCAAGUUCUUGGGCAUCGGCGACCAGGUGCAGCGUUUGUCCGAUCUGGUGAAAUCGAAUAGGCUGACGAGUGACAACAAUGAGCCCGACGUUAGUCUCAAGGUGUUCUCCAUCGUGGGGUUCGGUGGUCUCGGGAAGACGACGCUUGCCAUGGAGGUUUGCCGGAACCUGGAGGAGGAGUUCCCAUGCCAGGCAAUGGUGUCGGUGUCUCAGGCGUUCGACUCCAGAAAGGACCUCAGUGGAUUGCUUAAGCGCAUGCUGCAGCAGAUCGUGAGGGUUCGAAGGGACCUGCAACUGCAAGAAGAGAAGCCAUUGGCUAACAUCGACGACGGCGAUGCCGACUGGCUAGCGAUGAAGCUCAGAGAGCAUCUCGCAGACAGGAGGUACCUCAUUGUGAUUGACGAUGUAUGGACCAUAUCAUCUUGGGAGGCAAUACUAACAAGAAUACCAGAUAACAAAUGCAGUAGCAGAAUAAUUGUGACCACUCGGAUAGAGCAUGUUGCGAGGGCAUGCAGCCCAGCUAGCCCUGGGGAAGACUACAUCCAUCGAAUUAAACCCCUUGGAUCCGAAGACGCGAAGGAAUUGUUUGUUAACAGGGUAUUUGGCCCUCAGAAAGAUUGCCCGGAGCAGUUUGAAGAAAUAAUGUACAAGAUACUAACAAAAUGCAGUGGACUACCGUUGGCUAUUGUCUGCAUUGCCAGCCUUCUGGGGAGCUAUACGUCACCGGGAGGAGUAGAGGUGUGGACGAGAGUUUGCAACUCAACUGGCUCUCUCAUGGAGAACAAUCCCACAUUGGACGGAAUGAGACAGAUAUUAACACUUAGCUACAACCACCUGCCUCAUCAUCUCAAGGCUUGCAUAAUGUAUCUCAGCACUUUCCCAGAGGACUAUGCAAUUAGCAGGGAUCGUCUGGUCCAAAAAUGGAUGGCUGAAGGAUUGAUCCCCGAGAUGCGGGGGCUAACUUCCGCUGAGGUAGCAGAAGCCUACUUUGAUGAGCUGCUGAGUAGAAAUAUGACAACAACAGUCUCGUAUUCAAAUGAUGGGAAGCCAAAUAGUUGCAGUGUGCACGACAUGAUGCUUGAGGUUAUUGUGUCCAAGGCUCUGGAGUCCAACUUUGUUAGCUUGGUAGGAGGUCAAUGUGGAAGCAUGCCGUAUAGCAGUGUUCGUCGUCUGUCCAUCCAAAACGACGACAUAGGGUCUGGGAUCGACAAUACAAACUUGAGGCACGUCCGGUCACUGACUGUUUUUCGUCCCGAGGGUCAUCGAAAGUUGCUGGAUAGAUUAGCGGAGUUCUCUCUACUAAGGAUGCUUGAUCUAGAAGGUUGCAAGGACUUGCGGAACAAGCAUAUGAAGCACAUCUGCCGGUUGUUCCUACUCAAAUUCUUGUCCUUGACUGACACAGAUAUCACAAAAUUGCCAAGCCAGAUAAACAAGCUGCAACAUUUGCAGACACUUUGGUUAUUUAACACAUUGCUUGACAAGGUCCCAGAAUCCUUGGUUGAUCUAGAGAAUCUUAAACAAGUGGGUUUCUCAAACCGGCAAGACUGGAGGAAACUCCUGAGGCUACCCCAACACAUUAGUAAAAUGAAGGCCAUAGAAGAGUUAACUAGGUUCGAACUCUUAAGUGAGGAUGCUCAACUCGCCAUGGAGAUUGGCGACCUUGUACAUCUACAAUUUCUCAAUGUCGUCCUCAAUUGCUUUGACUGCUCUGAUGGGCAGCUUCUCACCGAGCUCGCAAAAUCCAUAGGAAGGUGCUCCCUCUAUAGAUUGAAAGUCGAGGACAUGAUGCCUGAUUCAAACAACAUGAACUUUCUCCUCAACCUCCCCUCACCACCAAAGUUACUCCGAUACCUCUGCAUCGGUGGUACCAUCGACAGAAUUCCAGGUUGGGUGCAGUCACUCACUCACCUUGUCCAUGUUGAGUUUUGGUGGAUAUACCUUCCCAGCGACGAAAUAUACGGUGCCCUGUACAAGCUGCCUAGCCUGACAAAGAUCAGCUUGGAUAGGUGGUGCUGCAGCGAAGAUGAGCUGGUGGCGCGCACCGACUUCAAGUUCCCGCUGCUCAAGGUGCUGUCCUUUGUUCCAGAUGAAGGUACGCCACAAGUUGUCCGGUUUGAGGAAGGAGCCAUGCCAAAGCUGGAGACCCUGGUCAUGUAUUUCCAUGACAAGAAAAGGUCCCUUGAAGGUGUUGAGCACUUGACCAGCCUUAAGGAUGUCCGGGUCCGUGGUUCCAGGGAUAACCAUGAAAUGGGAACGGCAGUGAUCCAGCUGAAGGAGGAGAACGCAAGACGCCACAGCUCAAAUCAGUUCAAAGUUAUAGUGGAGUACGAGUGAUCUGCUUGUUCGGAUUGUGAUGCUGCUUAUUUGGUGUGUUUCUUUGCUAUUCCCUUUUCCCCGAUUUGCUUUCCAGUUUGUCUGUUUGGUCAAAGCACGAUCGACUCUGCUUUGAUUGAUUCCACGAGUAAUGAAGAGAAACCCAGAAAAUGCUGUGCAGUUUUGGCAGCACAAAAUUGCCCUGCGUUUUUCCUGCUCUGUUUCGUCCUCUGUUCUUGAGCUCCAGGUGUUCGUCCACGUUGUUCGUGAGUGCUGAUAAACUUUUACCAGUAGAGAUAACAUGGUCAAUGUGAUGUCGGAUUUACAUGUCUUCGAACUUAAUGAUGUACUCUAUCUAAAGAAUUGGUUUGGGCUUUAUUGGUUUUGUUUUAAUGUGAUCUUUUAUGUAACAACACAGUUCAGUUGACGCCUGGAGCCUGUUUGUGUACUGGACAUGCAUUUCAUGUGUAUCUGAUGUUUCUUUCGCUAU